This is a messenger RNA of Amorphotheca resinae ATCC 22711, 984 nucleotides long. RefSeq lists its product as hypothetical. Lineage: Eukaryota; Fungi; Ascomycota; Leotiomycetes; Helotiales; Amorphothecaceae. Gene Ontology annotation, molecular function: catalytic activity. The coding region runs from base 1 to 984 and encodes 327 amino acids. The record is from RefSeq and is a predicted model, not a curated record. The transcript has 4 exons.
AUGACCACCAUCAAAGUCGGAGCCGUCCAAGCUGAGCCUGUCUGGUUUGAUCUCCAGGGCAGUGUCGAGAAGACAAUCAGCUACAUCAAGAAAGCCGGUGCUGAUGGAGUGAAUGUGCUCGGAUUCCCAGAGGUGUUCAUCCCUGGAUACCCAUGGAGAAUCUUCACCACGCCUGUGGUUCAGAACACCGAAUUCUUCCAACAAUACAUCCAAAACUCCAUGCCGCGCGACGGCCCCGAGAUGGCCCGCAUCUGCGAAGCUGUCAAGGAAGCCGGCAUCUUCGUCGUGCUGGGCUACUCGGAGCGCGACGGCGGCAGUCUGUACAUCACCCAAUCCUUCAUUAACCCCGAGGGCAAGAUCAUCCUGACCCGCCGAAAGCUCAAGCCUACUCAUGUCGAACGUUCCAUCUGGGGCGAUGCCCAAGCCGACUCCCUCACCUGCGUCGUUGACAGCCCAUUCGGCAAGAUCGGCGGUCUGAACUGCUGGGAGCACCUGCAGCCCCUGUUGCGGUACUACGAGUACUCGCAAGGCGUACAGGUCCACAUCGCGGGCUGGCCACCGAUGUUCGACCCUCAAUCGAAGCCCGGAUGGUUCAACCAGACCAACGUCGGAAACACUGUGCCGUGCCAGAACAUGGCUAUCGAAGGAGUUUGCUUCGUGGUGGUCACGACCCAGGUCGUAACGGAGAAGAACUACGAGCUCUUGAAGCUCAAGGGCGUGCCCGAGAUGUUCGACCCGAUUCCGGGUACUAAGGGAAACACGCCCGGUGGUGGUGGUUUCGCCAUGAUCUUCGGCCCCGAUGGACAACCCCUUGCUGAGCCGCUUGAGAAGAACGAGGAGGGCAUCUUGACGGCGGUGAUUGACCUGAAGGCAAUUGAUGGUGUCAAACAGUGGUUGGAUGUCGUGGGUCAUUACUCCAGACCGGAUCUGUUGAGCUUGAACGUCAACAAGGUACCUGCUGCGCAAGUCAACGCCAUGAAAUAG